AUGGAGUCGGACGAAGAACAAGAGUGGGUCCCAUUGAAGAAUAGACCGGAGUGGUCGGACGUCGUUCCGGUUGAGCAAGACGACGGCCCGAACCCGGUCGUCCCCAUAGCCUACAAGGAAGAGUUCACAGAGACCAUGAACUACUUCCGAGCCCUCUACAGAGCCGAUGAGCGAUCCCUUCGUGCCCUUCAGCUCACCACGGAAGCCAUCAAAUUGAACUCAGGAAACUACACUGGAAGGGUUACUCUGUUUGGUUGCUCAGAAAUUCUGGGAAAGUGA
Molecule: messenger RNA, 279 nt
Organism: Prunus armeniaca (apricot)
Lineage: Eukaryota; Viridiplantae; Streptophyta; Magnoliopsida; Rosales; Rosaceae
Source: the annotation of a GenBank genome assembly